Messenger RNA from Eruca vesicaria subsp. sativa (arugula), 1278 nucleotides. Lineage: Eukaryota; Viridiplantae; Streptophyta; Magnoliopsida; Brassicales; Brassicaceae. The record is from the annotation of a GenBank genome assembly.
AUGGUUUACAGAGGAAUGCUCGAAGGCAAUGGUCUCGUCGCCAUCAAGCGAUUCUCUAAACUGACUUGGCCUGAUGCUCAGCACUUUGAGGAUCAGGCGACUGCUGUUGGAAAGCUUAGGUCAAAGAGAUUGGUCAAUCUGAUUGGUUAUUGUGUUGAAGGAGGCGAGAGAUUGUUGGUGGCUGAGUAUAUGCCCUAUGAUAAUCUCUCAAAGCAUCUUUUUCACUGGGACCAACAGACCCUUCCUUGGAAAAUGCGUGUUCGAGUUGCUUAUUAUAUCGCUCAAGCACUUGAUUACUGCAACGUCGAAAACCAAAAGAUCUAUCAUGAUUUAAGUGCAUCUAGAAUCCUCUUUGAUGAGGAAGGUGAUCCUCGUCUAUCAACUUUUGGUCUUAUCAAGAGCAGUAGAGACGGAACAAGCUAUAACACUAACUUGACUUACCCUCCACCAGAGUUUUCAGAAACAGGUACAGUUAUUCCGGAAAGUGUGAUUUACGGUUAUGGAAAUGUUCUUAUAGAACUUGUGAGCGGCAAACACAUUCCACCGAACCAUGCUUUUGAUAUCAUAAUGGAGACAAAUGCGAUGCUACUCAUGGAUUCAUCACUUGAAGGGAGAUUUGAGAAUGAAGACGCAACUAAACUUGUUAAUCUUGCUUCAAAAUGUCUUCAAAACAACCCGGAAGAUCGACCUGAUACUGAAUCUCUUGUCUCUGCAGCAGCAGCAGCAGCAGCACUACAAAACAAGGAAGAGAUUUCAUCUCAUUUCUUGAUGGGUCUGCCUAAGAAUUCAGUGAUACUACCAACCAUGUUUUCUCCUCUCAGAGAGGCUUGUUCUCGGAUGGACCACCCGGCUGUAUACGAGAUUUUGCUUAAAACUGGUUACAGCGACGAAAGAGCAGAGAGUGAUCUUCUAGUGACACCAGAAGUGCAGGAACUGGUUCUAACAAAGAAAUUGGGAGACGAUGCUUUCAGAGACAAGGACUUCACUAAAGCGAUUAAAUUUUAUUCAAAGUUGGUGGAGAUGAUGGACGUUUCAUAUGCGACUGUUUUUGCGAGAAGGUCUUUCUCCUACUUAGUGACGGGUCAACAUGCUCUGGCGUUGAGAGACGCAAUGAAGGCUCAAGUGUCCAUACCGGGGUGGCCUACUGCGUUAUACUUGCAGGCUUUAGCACUUUCGGAGCUUGGUAUGGAGAGUGAUGCUAGGGAUAUGAUAAAUGAAGGUGCGGCACUUGAAGCUAAGCGACCGCAGAGAGAUAAGAGAGUACUUAACCGUCUUUGA